Truncatella angustata is the source of this 1685-nucleotide messenger RNA. RefSeq names its product Aldehyde/histidinol dehydrogenase. Bases 184 to 1530 code for a protein of 448 amino acids. The transcript has a single exon. The record is from RefSeq and is a predicted model, not a curated record. Gene Ontology annotation, molecular function: aldehyde dehydrogenase (NAD+) activity. NCBI's taxonomy places the organism in Eukaryota, Fungi, Ascomycota, Sordariomycetes, Amphisphaeriales, Sporocadaceae.
CUCGUCAACCCGUCGACGCCCGCAGGUCUCGACCGCGCCAUCUCGUCGGCCGCCGACGCGCAGCAGAAAUGGCGCGAGACGACGUUCCGGGAGCGCAGGAAGGUGCUCCGCACCCUGCUGCAGCACGUCCUGGACAACCAGGAGCAGAUCUGCCGGGUGAGCAGCCUGGACUCGGGCAAGACCAUGCUCGACGCGCAGCUGGGCGAGAUCCUCGUCACGACCGAGAAGCUGCAGUGGACCAUCAAGCAUGGCGAGAGGGCGCUGAGCGACGAGAAAAGGCCCACGAACCUCCUCAUGUGCUACAAGAAGAACAGGGUCGUCUACGAGCCCCUCGGCGUCGUCGCGGCCCUCGUCAGCUGGAACUACCCCUUUCACAACCUCAUCGGGCCCGUCAUUAGUGCCAUUUUCGCCGGCAAUGGCAUCGUGGUCAAGGUCUCGGAGCAGACCUGCUGGAGUGCACAUUACUAUACGAACAUCAUCCGCGGUGCGUUGGUCGCGCAUGGACACGAUCCCGCGCUGGUCCAGAGUGCGGUGUGCUGGCCGCAGACGGCCGGGCACUUGACGAGCCACCCCGGUAUCAGCCACGUCACGUUCAUCGGCAGCAGGCCGGUGGCUCACCAUGUUGCGGCCAGCGCGGCAAAGAGCCUCACGCCCGUGGUUGCGGAGCUGGGUGGAAAGGACGCGGCCGUCAUCUGCGACUCGGCCCAGAACGACCUGAAGAGAAUCGCGGAGAUCAUGAUGCGCGGCUCCUUCCAAGCUGCAGGGCAGAACUGCAUCGGUAUCGAGCGCAUCAUCUGCGCCCCCGGCGUGUACGACAAGCUGGUCGAGAUGCUGGCACCCAAAGUCGGGGCCCUGCGGCUCGGCACCGACAAGGACGUCGGCGCCAUGGUCUCGGACGGCUCGUUCGCGCGUCUCGAGAAUCUCGUCCAGGAGGCCGUGAACCAGGGCGCGAGAUUGCUGGCGGGCGGAAAGAGGUACAAGCACCCCGAUCAUCCCUCCGGCUUCUACUUCACGCCCACCCUGCUUGUCGACGUGACGCCCGAUAUGGCCAUCGCGAGGGAGGAGUGCUUCGGACCAGUCAUGACCAUCAUGCCUGCGUCGUCGGGUUCCGCUGAGGAUCUGUUGAGCCUUGCGAACGCACCUGAUUUCGGGCUGGGAUCGAGUGUGUAUGGCAAGGACUCGGAUCCUGUCGUGCGAGAUAUCGUCAAGGGCAUCCGAGCUGGCGGGGUGGCUGUGAAUGAUUUUGCAGUUUACUACGCCGUGCAGCUGCCGUUUGGUGGUGUCGGCGGAUCCGGGUACGGUCGGUUUGCUGGUGAGGAGGGCUUGAGAGGCCUCUGCAACGUGAAGAGUAUCUGUGAAGACCGGGCCGGGUGGCUGGGUGUCAGGACGGCUAUACCCCCGCCGGCACAGUAUCCUGUGAAGGACCAGGACAGUGCUUGGAGGUUUGCAAGAGGCGUUGUUAGACUGGGCUACAGUCUGGGAGUCGGGGGCAUGGUGGAGGGUCUUGUGGAUGUGAUUAGAAAUGGCUAGACGAGAUUGGGUCUUUCAAAAUGCCACAUGUGAAACUCUUGUUAGGAGACACGUUGAAGAAGCAUGCAUAGAGACUAGAGUGGGUCACAGAGGCUGAGGCUAAAUCUAGCCGCGAAUACAAAUAAUCUAAUGUAUAUUCUGUCAUGGUUUGCUUU